UUUAACCAAAUACUAUCCACUGAGACAUAUAUAGCAACUAAGGUCUUGGGAAGCUUUUAUUUGGCUAAAAUUACUUUCAGGCGACAGUUGGAAAAGAGGGGAAAAAGGUCGAGUUUGAAUAUAAACAUGAACACUCAGGCACUUGUAUCUAUACUUUUGGUGUUUUUUGUGCUCAUUGAGGAAGGUCGGGUUCAUGGUGGAGAGGACCGCGUUUACGGCAGAGAACAACCUGCUCACGACGUUGAAGCUAAAGCACAUAGAAGAAUGGUCUUCAAAAAGGGCGAUCAUUUAUUUAACAACAUCGCAAAAGCCUUCACAAAAAUGAUCCGAGACAUAUUCACCGAAACGAAGAUUCAUAGGUUCUGCACAACCCGUGCAGGAGUUCAGUUCAUUGUUGAAGAUACUACUGAUAAAAACAAAGAUGUAACUAAUCUAUUCCCAGUUAUGGCGGACUCCUUCCGGGAAUACGCGACUGACAAACUACUUACAACGGAUCGUGACAGUCUGUCUGUUUAUGGACAAGAACACAAUGGACCCGAUGAAAAUGCUAUUAAAUGGAGUGCAAACAUCAAGGACGUCAGAAGAAAUGUCUUUGCUUUAAUUGACAACUUCGUUCAGGUUGGAAUAGAAGGUCAGCCACGGCCAAGAGAAUCACUGGCGCUCAUAAAUAACCUCCAAAAAAGAAUUGAUGAAAUCAUCAAUAAACAGGAAUAUGUCGACAAAGAUGCGAUGAAAAUUUUUAUAAAGAAACAACAGAACAUGCCGUUGGUCCUUCAAGUAGAAAAGCGUUCUGAGGCUGUACUGAGAGAUCUACCAGGCAAGGCCAACCGAUGGGCUGUGGAAGCGAAAAAUUUCAUUAUAAAGAAGUUCAGUGGUAAGAAGUAGCUUUCAAGAGCUGAGCAAAAUAAUCCAAAGCAGAUACAUGUUUGUUUUGAGUUGAAUAAUAUUUAUGAUUGUGAAUACGCAAUUGUAUUGCACGUAGGAAUGAAAACAAUGAUAACAAACAGUGGCGGAUCCAGGGGGGUCGAAGGGGUCCACGGAACCCCCCUUGAAGGUUUGAUCUUUUAGGUAGUAGAAAUAUGUCUUAUAUAAAUUUUAAUAAAAAAAUAUUAGCAGUUUUGCGUUGGGUCGUGUUAAUAUAGCUUGGUCCGUUACUAGAUAGUAAAUUAGGUGAUUAAAGCCAAUGAUGAAGACUGGUUAAGUUAUCGUACUGCCAGAAACCGCGUUACUAUGAAAAUCAAGAAAGCAAAAAAUACGUACAACAGGAAACUCGUGGAAGAUAACAGUAAUGAUCCGAAAGCCUUCUGGAAGACGAUAAAGAAGAUUCUCCCGGGUAAAGGAAAAGUCAAGGUUUCAAGUAUCAAUAUCGCUGGUGAGAAUUGUGCUGACAGCAAGAAGAUAGCAAACGCCUUCAAUAAGUUUUUCACAGGCUCAGUUGAACGUCUUAGGAAGGCAUUUGGAAUUUGUGAAGCCACCGUUACUUCUGCUCUAAGUAAGUUGGUUAAAGAUCGAAACACAGGGACGCCGCCCUUUAAAUUUGAGGCUGUCUCACAGGAAUUUAUUCUAACUAAUCUCAAGAAGUUGAAGACAAAAAAGUCAAGUGGAUUGGACAACAUAUCCCCGCGGCUUCUGGUUGACUCAGCCGAGAUUGUUGCUAAACCACUUACCAAGAUCAUCAAUGCAUCUCUUACUUCUGGGCUCAUUCCUGAUGAGUGGAAAUGUGCUAAGGUAACACCUCUUUUUAAAAAAGGGAAAAGAAAUGAAAUGGAUAACUAUCGUCCCAUUUCAGUGCUGCCUGUAGCUUCAAAGCUUUUAGAGAAGGCUGUUCAUUUUCAGCUAUAUCACUUUCUCAGCAAGCACCAACUACUAAGCCCAUACCAAUGUGGCUUUCGGAAACAUCACUCUGCCGAAUCAGCUGCAAUAUCUUUUACAGAUUCAAUUAGGCGGGGCAUGGACCAGGGACUCUUAACUGGGGCUGUUUUUAUCGAUUUACGAAAGGCGUUCGAUACAGUGGACCACGCAACCCUAGCAACGAAGCUGGAAACCUUUGGUAUUGCUGAUAUUGAACUUAAGUGGUUCCUGGAGUACUUGAGUAAUCGCAAGCAAGUUGUUGCUGUGGAAGAUGAACUGUCUGAUCUGUGUGGUAUAUCUUCUGGAGUUCCUCGAGGUUCCAUUCUUGGACCUUUACUGUUUGUACUUUUGAUGAAUGAUUCAUCUGCUCGUCUGAAUCUAUGCAGUUUGCUGAUGUAUGCGGAUGAUACCGUGUUAUUCUAUUCAAGCAAGGAUGUGCAUGAAAUUGAAACAGUCCUAACUAAAGAACUUGCAUUGGUGAGCUCCUGGCUGAUAAAUAACAGUCUAUUUCUUCACAAAGAUAAGACUGAGAGUGUUCUGUUUGGUACCGGAGCCAGGCUGUCUAAUGUAACCAGCUUUGAUGUGUCAAUAAAUGACCAUCUUAUCAAGCGUAAAUCACAGUACACCUAUCUUGGUGUUGUCUUGGACGAGACAUUGUCUUUUAAUGAA
Molecule: messenger RNA, 2520 nt
Organism: Actinia tenebrosa (Australian red waratah sea anemone)
Lineage: Eukaryota; Metazoa; Cnidaria; Anthozoa; Actiniaria; Actiniidae
Source: RefSeq, a predicted model, not a curated record